GGGUCACUCCCUCAUCGCCACCAGAAGAGUCCACUUCUCAGUGACUCCUGGCUGGGAACUGGAUGCAUUAGAGGGUAGCUAGUCAAUAUGAUUCUUCUUGCUGUGCUUUUUCUCUGCUUCAUUUCCUCAUAUUCAGCCUCUGUUAAAGGUCACACAACCGGUCUCUCAUUAAAUAAUGACCGUCUGUACAAACUCACAUAUUCCACUGAAGUUCUUCUUGAUCGGGGCAAAGGAAAACUCCAAGACAGUGUAGGCUACCGAAUUUCAUCUAAUGUGGACGUCGUCUUACUGUGGAGGAAUCCUGAUGGCGAUGAUGACCAACUGAUCCAAAUCACAAUGAAAGACGUAAAUGUUGAAAAUGUGAAUCAGCAGAGAGGAGAAAAGAGCAUUUUCAAAGGAAAAAAUCCACCCAAAAUCAUAAGAAAGGAAAACUUGGAAGCUUUACAAAGACCUGUGCUCCUUCAUCUAAUCCAUGGAAAGGUCAAAGAGUUCUACUCAUAUGCAAAUGAGCCGGUGGCCAUAGAAAAUCUCAAAAGAGGCCUGGCUAGCCUAUUUCAGAUGCAGUUAAGCUCUGGAACCACCAAUGAGGUGGAUAUUUCUGGGGAUUGUAAGGUGACAUACCAGGCUCAUCAAGACAAAGUGAUCAAAAUUAAGGCCUUGGAUUCAUGCAAAAUAGAGAGGUCUGGAUUUACAACCUCAAAUCAGGUCUUGGGUGUCACUUCAAAAGCCACGUCUGUCACUACCUAUAAGAUAGAAGACAGCUUUGUUAUAGCUGUGCUUGCAGAAGAGACACAUGCUUUUCGGAUGAAUUCUCUACAAACCAUUGCAGGCAAAAUAAUAUCAAAGCAGAAAUUGGAGCUGAAGACCACUGAAGCAGGCCCAAGACUGAUGUCUGGAAAGCAGGUUGCAGCCAUAAUUAAAGCAGUUGAUUCAGAGUACAAGGCCCUUCCCAUUGUGGGACAGGACUUCCAGAGCAAGUGUAAAAGAUGCCCUUCUCUCUCGGAGCACUGGCAGUCUACCAGAAAACACCUGCAGCCUGACAACCUCUCUAAAGCUGAGGCUGUCAGAAGCUUCCUGGCCUUCAUUCAGCACCUCAGGACUGCGACUAGAGAAGAGAUCCUCCAGAUCUUAAAGGCUGAAAACAAGGAAGUAUUACCUCAACUUGUGGAUGCUGUCACCUCCGCUCAGACUUCAGACUCAUUAGACGCCAUUUUGGACUUUUUGGAUUUCAAAAGUGACAGUAGCAUUAUCCUCCAGGAGAGGUUUCUCUAUGCCUGUGGAUUUGCCUCCCAUCCCAAUGAAGAACUCCUGAGAGGCCUCAUUAGUAAGUUCAAAGGUUCCUUUGCAAGCAAUGACAUCAGAGAAACUGUUAUGAUCAUCAUUGGGGCCCUCGUCAAGAAGUUGUGUCAGAAUGAAGGCUGCAAACUCAAAGCAGUGGUAGAAGCCAAGAAAUUAAUCCUAGGAGGACUUGAAAGAGCAGAGAAAAAAGAGGACACCAUGAUGUACCUAUUGGCUCUGAAGAAUGCUCUGCUGCCGGAAGGCAUCCCACUCCUUCUGAAGUUUGCAGAAGCUGGAGAAGGGCCCGUCAGCCACCUCGCUACCACUGCUCUCCAGAGAUACGAUGUCUCUUUCAUAACUGAUGAGGUCAAGAAGACUUUGAACAGGAUAUACCACCAGAAUCAUAAAGUUCAUGAAAAGACUGUGCGCACUACUGCAGCUGCUAUCAUUUUAAAUAACAAUCCAUCCUACAUAGAAGUAAAAAACAUUCUUCUCUCUAUUGGGGAGCUUCCCAAAGAAAUGAAUAAAUACAUGCUCACUCUUGUUCAAGACAUCCUACGUUUUGAAAUGCCUGCAAGCAAAAUGGUCCGUAGAGUUCUGAAGGAAAUGGUUGCUCAUAAUUAUGACCGCUUCUCCAAGAGUGGAUCCUCUUCUGCCUAUACUGGCUACAUAGAACGUACUCCCCAUUCAGCAUCUACUUACAGCCUUGACAUUCUUUACUCUGGUUCUGGCAUUCUAAGGAGAAGUAACCUGAACAUCUUUCAGUACAUUGGGAAGGCUCAUCUUCACAGUAGCCAGGUAGUCAUCGAAGCCCAAGGCCUGGAGGCCUUGAUUGCGGCCACUCCCGACGAGGGGGAGGAGAACCUCGACUCCUACGCAGGCAUGUCAGCCAUCCUCUUUGAUGUUCAGCUCAGACCUGUCACUUUUUUCAACGGAUACAGUGAUUUGAUGUCCAAAAUGUUGUCGGCAUCUGGUGACCCUAUCAGUGUGGUGAAGGGACUUAUUCUGUUGAUAGAUCAUUCCCAGGAGCUUCAGUUGCAAUCUGGACUAAAGGCCAAUAUGGAUGUCCAGGGUGGCCUAGCUAUUGACAUUUCAGGUGCAAUGGAGUUUAGCCUGUGGUAUCGUGAGUCUAAAACCCGAGUGAAAACUCGGGUGGCUCUGGCAAUAACUGGCAGCAUCACUGUAGACUCCUCUUUUGUGAAAACUGGCCUGGAGAUCAGCACAGAAACAGAAACAGGCCUGGAAUUUAUCUCCACGGUGCAGUUUUCUCAGUACCCGUUCUUAGUUUGCAUGCAGAUGGACAAGGAUGGAGCUCCACUUAGGCAAUUUGAGACCAAGUAUGAAAGACUGUCCACAGGCAGAGGUUACGUCUCUCGGAGAAGAAAAGAAAGCCUCAUAGCAGGAUCUGAAUUCCCUCUCCACCAAGAGAACUCGGAGAUGUGCAAGGUGGUGUUUGCUCCUGAGCCAGCAAGUACUUCUAGCGGUUGGUUCUGAAACCGAUUGGUGAUGUUUCACUUGAAUCUGUCUUCCCAGAAGGGAUACCAUGUGACAUGCCUGUGUACUUGCUCUCUGAGAGCACAGUGUUUACAUGUUUACCUGUAUUUAACAUUUUUGUAAAAAGCUAUGAAAAGCCUCCAAUGAUUAAAUGUGGGCCUAUUCGGUAUGCUCCCUAUAGUGUCAUUCUGAGCCAACAUUCGUGACACUUCCGGCAACAUUCCCAGUUUUCUUGUCCCUCCAUCAAAUCCCGUUUGGUGCGGUGGGAAGAGGCUGUCCUGAGAAGAAACGAUUGUUUAUAAAACACAUGACAAAGCACGCAUAUGCU
This is a messenger RNA of Panthera uncia (snow leopard), 3100 nucleotides long. It is a transcript of the gene MTTP, whose product is annotated as microsomal triglyceride transfer protein. Gene Ontology annotation, molecular function: lipid binding. Bases 88 to 2772 code for a protein of 894 amino acids. NCBI's taxonomy places the organism in Eukaryota, Metazoa, Chordata, Mammalia, Carnivora, Felidae. Gene Ontology annotation, cellular component: basolateral plasma membrane; endoplasmic reticulum; Golgi apparatus. The record is from RefSeq and is a predicted model, not a curated record. Gene Ontology annotation, biological process: lipid transport; cholesterol homeostasis; lipoprotein metabolic process. The transcript is spliced from 18 exons.